UUCCGGUGACCAUGUGACUGGAUCGAGGAGGAUGUGGGGAUUAGAGAUGGAGGUAUAAAAGUGCAGAGACAGACAACACACAUCGCAAAUUCAAGGCAAAAGCAAGAAGCAGCCCGGAGCAGAGAUCAGCAGCGGCCUCUUGGGAUAUCUGUGACAACAGACACCUUCAGCAGAAAUGAACGCCAGCCCCCCUGCAGGAAGCGCCCUGGCCCCCGGCGGAGCCACCGGCCCCACUACGCCCAAGAAGGGCCCACCCAAGUUCAAGCAGAGGCAGACUCGUACAUUCAAGAGCAAGGCUCCCAAACCAGGCCAGAAGGGUUUCGGUGACGAUAUCCCUGGCAUGGAGGGUCUUGGCACAGACAUCACAGUGGUGUGCCCAUGGGAAGCCUUCGGCGACAUGGAACUCAGCGACUUGGCCAAAUACGGCAUCAUCUAAACCUGCUGCCUCCUGCCUUCCCCGCCUGCUGCACCUCUCUCCCUCUAAUCCUCUCCACCUCAGCUUGGCAUGCCGUGAUAAGGCUGUCAGCAAACCCACUAAUGCCCUCUCGUCUGUCUACCUCAGGCUGUCCUCCACUAAGUGGACGGAAAGCAUAAUCAUGCUCUUAUUUUUAUGCUAUUAUUAUUAUUAUGAUUAUUAUAAUACUGUUUACAGUAUCUAUACUUGAAACGAGAAGACGAGAAACCAUCUCCACCUCCCCUCUCCCUCCCUCCCCCUCGCCACUCCUCACCCACGGCAAUGGACGCAAGCAAAACACUGGUUAAUACUAGCUUGGAUUUGCUUCUAGCUGUCUGUUAAAUUGUAAAUAAUUUGUUUGCAGUGUUGAACCUUUUUACCUUGUCUUCCAUCUUACCUUUUGUACAUCCUCCCUCUUUUAUUCUCCACUGUAUUUUCUACUCCUUGUCUGCAAGGCUGUUGUAAACACCAAGGGAUGUAAGGAGAGCGUGCACUGCGUUGUAAUGGUGAAAGCUUCGAUGCACUUUGGUAUGAUCACGGAGAAGGAACUCCCUUUUAUCCCAUCUGUCUCUCUCUCUCUCUCUCUCUCCUUGCUGCUAUUUGAACCUGAGUCCCUCCUUAGAGAAAACAAAGGCUGAUGUGUUUUGUGUUUGCAGCACGGAACGCAGCAAAUGUACUGUGAGCUGGUUUGUCCUGAUAGCUGCAGUAAAAUGUGUUUAUUUUUAGUA
Messenger RNA from Amphiprion ocellaris (clown anemonefish), 1182 nucleotides. Its product is annotated as retinal cone rhodopsin-sensitive cGMP 3',5'-cyclic phosphodiesterase subunit gamma-like. NCBI's taxonomy places the organism in Eukaryota, Metazoa, Chordata, Actinopteri, Pomacentridae. Gene Ontology annotation, biological process: positive regulation of epidermal growth factor receptor signaling pathway; visual perception; positive regulation of G protein-coupled receptor signaling pathway. Gene Ontology annotation, molecular function: 3',5'-cyclic-nucleotide phosphodiesterase activity; cGMP binding. The record is from RefSeq and is a predicted model, not a curated record. The coding region runs from base 176 to 436 and encodes 86 amino acids. Gene Ontology annotation, cellular component: photoreceptor outer segment membrane. The transcript has 3 exons.